Molecule: messenger RNA, 6845 nt
Organism: Nothobranchius furzeri (turquoise killifish)
Lineage: Eukaryota; Metazoa; Chordata; Actinopteri; Cyprinodontiformes; Nothobranchiidae
Source: RefSeq, a predicted model, not a curated record
AAAAUGCGAGAAGUGAUAAAAACUAAAGGUGAACUCACACCUCAGAGAGGAAACUGUAGAACAAUAAAUUAUUACUGAUGACAAUAGAGCAGAGUGGGUGGAAUGAAGUUGGUUCAGAGUGAAGGUGUGGUACCUGAUGUGAGCAGGGACAGGUAAGGCGCUGGGCGUGUUGUGACAGGUGGAGGAGUGUUUAAAUGCAACAAGACUAUUUAAAGCUAAGUUAGUCUGGUGCCCGCAGAAAUUCCCUUACAGCCAUGUUUUUCAUCAAGGUCAUCAGUGCGGCGGCGCUGCUGCUGACUCUCCUGACUAAAGAGUCAGCGUCUCAGCUCUCUGUUUGUGGACAACCUCCACUCAACACUAAGAUCGUUGGAGGACAGGUGGCCUCAGCAGGCAGCUGGCCCUGGCAGGUCAGUCUGCAGACCACGUAUCACUUCUGUGGAGGAUCGCUGAUCAACAGUCAGUGGGUGCUGACUGCUGCCCACUGUCUUGCAAGUUUCAAUGGCAACCCAUCCAGACUGACCGUGUAUCUGGGUCUUCAGACUAUUCAGGGGUCCAACCCAAAUUCUGUGUCUCGAACAGUAGCACGGAUUAUUGUUCAUGCAAGCUACAACUCUGAGACGAGCGACAACGACAUCGCCCUCCUGCAGCUCUCCUCAGCUGUGACUUUCACCUCCUACAUUAAACCAGUCUGCCUGGCUGCAGCAGGCAGCACCUUCUACAGCAACGUCAGCUCCUGGGUCACCGGCUGGGGCAACACCGCAAGUGGAGUGUCUCUUCCCUCUCCUGGAAACCUGAUGGAGGUGCAGAUCCCAGUUGUAGGAAACCGCCAGUGUAAUUGUAAUUAUGGAGUGGGCAGCAUCACCGAUAACAUGAUGUGUGCUGGUUUAGCUGCAGGAGGGAAGGACUCCUGUCAGGGAGAUUCAGGAGGUCCGAUGGUGAGCAAGCAGGGAGGCGUCUGGGUUCAGGAGGGAAUUGUGAGUUAUGGGUUCGGUUGUGCCCAGCCAAAUUACCCAGGAGUCUACACCAGAGUGUCCCAGUACCAGACCUGGAUCAACAGCCAGAUCACCAGCAACCAGCCGGGCUUCGUCACCUACACGUCCACCGGGACCGACGGUGACCUCAGUGUCUCCUGCACAGGCCUGCCACCGAUUACCACCACGGCACCACCCGUGUUCUGUGGACAAGCCCCGCUAAACUCUGGUAGUUUGGGUGGAAGUUCUGUGACGACAGAUGGUUUGUGGCCCUGGAUGGCGAGUCUGCAGAAGAAUGGACAGCAUGUGUGUGGCGGGACACUGGUGUCCUUGGACUUUGUCCUCAGCGACGCUGACUGUUUCUCAAAGCCCCCUAAUGCAUCUCAGUGGACGGUUGUGUUGGGUCGUCGGAAGCAGAAUGGAUCAAACGCCAAUGAAGCAUCUUUUAAAGUGUCGAAUAUAAGUCUGAGCAACAUUGCAGGGUCUAACAUCGCUUUGCUGAAGCUGUCGACCCGACCCACCCUAAGUAACUACAUCCAGCCCAUCUGUGUCGUGACGCCAGGACAGACCUUCUCAGAGGGAACAACAUGCUGGGCAGCUGGCUGGAGCUCUGGACAAGGAGGAGCUGAAGAGGUUCUCCAGCAAUUGCAGACAUCUGUGGUAAAUUGUGGGAAUGCAUCUACGAGCUACAGCAUUUGCACAGGACAGUUUACAAUAUACCAGGGGUAUUCAGGCGGUCCGCUCAUGUGUCAGCAGGGCGGCUCCUGGUACCAGGCUGCUGUGUUAACAAACAGCACCAACUCCACCAAUACAAAAGCAACUAGCACUCCCAUGGUCUUUCAGCAAUUGACUGCCUUUGACUCAUUUCUGAGGAGCACCUUGGGGACAUUCUUGUCUCCAGCAACCACCACCGCCACCCCUGCCGCCUCCACCGCUUACACUCACUGCCCCUUCUUUGUUGGACUUCAUCUCCUUAUUCUCGCCUUGUCUGUCCAAAUCUUCUCACCUUAUCCUUUUCGUCACCAUACGAUAAAGAAAACCUUACCAAGUCAAGUGGCUGACAUCCCAACCCUACUUCUAUUCGAGUCAGUAUUCAAGGACUCUGAUUUUAUGGCGUUCUUGGGUCCAAAGUCUCUCACCCGUUCCAGCCGUGGUUCUAAACCAGUAAAAGAUGUAGUGAGCAAGUCUUUGCAUCAAGAGCACUUCAAUGUCAUCUGGUUCUCUGCAUCUUUGGGUCCUAACCUCCUCUUGGCUCCCCAUCGUGACAGUAUAUUUAUGUGGGCUGCCCCCUGUGACCCCACUUUGAACCACUUCUGUGGCGCCAUCAUGUGCUCUACAUUUCACUGCGUUACCACGGCCCGCACUCACCCCAGACACAGCCCACUAAAGUCCAUGCUGGUGUUUGGAAAGAACAACUUGGACUUUCUGCAUGAAAACUUUCAGCUUUGUGUUAAACAGAUUCAGGCUUCGAAAAAUGACGUGGCGUGUUUGUUUCCGACGCGUAGGGAGCCCUGCUCCUCGCUGUGCGAGAGCGUCAGUAUCCGACGCCUGCGGGUUCAGAUGUUGCCUCGUGGUACCAAUAGAGACUCAGAUGCACGACUGACAAACAGUCAAAACAGAUGCGCCGGUUUCAUAAUCGCAGAUGCCACUGAAACAAUCCGUGAUUAUGAAACAGGUGCACUUAGUGCACCAACAGCUGUUGCUGAAGGCGAGCAGACAAAGCAGGAAAACCAGUCUGGCAUGAAGCUUAGCAGCUUAAGCUUAGCUGCAGAGUCUAAGCCACAGCUUGAUUACUUUUAUCUAUGUUCUCAUUAUCAGUUUUAUAUCUUGCAAGGGGAGACAGAUUCAUGCAUCAUUGUCUACCUUUCUACAGUCUGUGGUGUAUCAACACUCAACACCAGGAUUGUUGGGGGUCAGGUGGCUUCAAGUGGCAACUGGCCCUGGCAGGUCAGUCUACAAACCACGUCUCAUUUCUGUGGAGGAUCUCUGAUAAAUGAUCAGUGGGUUCUGACUGCUGCUCACUGCCUCACAUGGCUCAGCAGCGCAUCUAGUGUGACCGUGUUUCUGGGUCGUCAGACUCUACAGGGAUCCAACCUAAAUAUGGUGUCUCGGAAAGGAGCACGCAUGAUUGUUCACCCAAGCUACAGCGCUGAAACUAAUGACAACGACAUUGCCCUCCUUCAGCUAACCUCAUCUGUGACUUUCACCCCCUACAUUACACCCGUCUGCCUGGCAGCUUCAGACAGCACCUUCUACAGUGGAGUUAGCUCCUGGGUCACUGGCUGGGGCAACACUGCAAGUGGAGGGUCCCUUCCUUACCCUGGAAACCUAAUGGAGGUUCAGGUGCCAGUUGUGGGUAAUAGGCAGUGUAAGUGCAACUAUGGAGCAAGUGAAAUCACCAACAACAUGAUAUGUGCCGGGUUAGCUGCAGGAGGGAAGGACGCCUGUCAGGGAGAUUCGGGCGGUCCAAUGGUGAGCAAGCAAGGCAAUGUCUGGGUUCAGGCAGGACUAGUAAGUUUUGGAGUGGGAUGUGCCCAGCCAAAUUACCCAGGAGUCUACACCAGAGUGUCCCAGUACCAGAGCUGGAUCAACGGCCAGAUAACCAGCAACCAGCCAGGCUUUGUCACCUACAUGUCCAAUGGAACUGACAGUGACCUUAGUGUCUCAUGUCCAGGAGUGCCACCAAUUACAACCGCAGCUACUACAACCACCACAACCACCACAACUACCACAACUACCACACCUACAUCUACAACCACCACAACUACCACUCCUACAUCUACAACCACCACAACUACAACAGCCCCUGGCCUUACGAUAAGCACAAAUACAACUACCACUCCUACAACUACCACAAAAACAACACCACCAACUACCACUUCUACAACAACCACUACAACAACAACACCAACUACCACUUCUACAAAAACAACUACAACAACACCAACAACCACACCUACAACAACCCUUGGACAGAGCACCACACCUGGACCUGUGGUUUGUGGAAGGGCCCCUCUAAAUUCUCGUAUUUUGGGUGGAAGUUCUUCCACAACAGCUGGUGAGUGGCCAUGGAUGGCAAGUCUGCAGAAAAAUGGACAGCAUGUGUGCGGUGGGACGCUGGUGUCUGAGACCUCUGUACUGAGCAAUGCCAAUUGUUUCUCAAGCUCCCCUAAUGCAUCUGAAUGGACGGUUAUUUUGGGUCGUCUGAAGCAGAAUGGGACUAACCCAUUUGAGGUCUCAAUGAAUGUGACAAAUAUCACCUUGAGCAACCAAACAGGCUCCAACAUUGCAUUGCUGAAACUGUCAGCCCGACCCGCUUUAACAAACUACAUUCAGCCCAUCUGUCUGGACAACUCGAGAACCUUCCCAGUGGGAUCAACAUGCUGGGCUGCUGGAUGGAGCUCCGGACAGGGAGGACAAGAACAGGUUCUGCUGGAAUUUGAGACACCCGUGAUUGAUUGUGGGAAUGUGACAAGCGACAGCAUUUGUACAGGACUGUUUGCAUUGGAGCAGGGUGAUUCUGGCGGCCCACUAAUGUGUAAGCAGGACAACUUCUGGUUCCAGGCGGUCGUGCUAUCAUUUUCAAGCAGCUCUACCAGGCCAAAGCGACAGACAGCUGUUAUGAAGUUUGAAAAACUGAGCCAAUUUCAAGACUUCCUGGUUCAGACACUAGGGAGGCUCUUAACUCCAACCGUCAGCAGCACCAGUGACACCAACAGCACUGCUGCCACCAACAACAGCACUGCUGCCACCAACAACAGCACAGCUGCCACCAACAACAGCACUGCCGCCACCAACAACAGCACUGCCCCCACCACUACCAACACAAAUACCACAGUUGGAGAAACUCAUAACUCCUGCCCCAUCUUCACCUGCCUCCAUCCCCUGGUCUUCUCUUUGUGCCUUCAACUUUUUUAUACAACAGUUUAAUUUUCCUUCUUCUACUUGAUGUGAAAGGCAAAUGAAACGGCGCAGCACAAGAAUUUGGCACUUUUUAAACUUGAAACUCAGGCCCUGUCCACACGUAGCCGGGGAUCUGCCAAAACGUAGAUAUUUUUCUACGUUUUGGCCUGUCAUCCACACGAAAACGGAGUUUUUUCACACGAAAACGGAUCUUUUUAAGAACUCCGGCCAAAGUGAAGAUCUGCAUUUUCUCCGUUUUGGUGUCUGCGUGUGGACAGACAAAACCGGAGUUUUAAGGUCCGCAACGUCACUUUCCGCGACAAAAAAAUGCUGACAUCACGUGUGCGACCUGUGUUUACACUAGCCGACAGCAUGGAUGCCCUCAGAGCUGCGCUCGCUUUAUCAAUUGUCCAAGUGCUUUUUGCUUGUUUGUUUUUGCAAGCAGAAUUACUGCUCCUUGCGGAAGACCACAGACGAAGGAUGAGGUUAAGAACGGGGGAAGUACUGCCGCCUACAGGUCUGGCAUGUCCUUAACAACGUAUUUAUCCGGGUACGUGUGGACAGAGUUUAUUUUUAAAACGAGGUGGUGUGGAUGCAAGUUUUUGGAGGGGCGGAUAUUCGUUUAAAAAAAAACGGCUACGUGUGGACUAGGCCUCAGUCAGUUCAUGGGCUUGACUCUGUCUCUUUCUGUUGAUCAUUAGCUGAGUUGUGAUGCUGGAGCGGUUGACGAAUCAGACAUUUAAAAAUAGAAAACCAGUGAAGGUUUUUAUCAGUGAGGUCUGAAUUUUGAAUGAGGUUGACAUUAUGAACAUUCUGUUUUUUUGCUGAGGAAAGCUUGUUUUAGUUGGAACUUUUUGGUUUGCAUACAUUAUUAGCAAGUCACCACCAGCAUUAGCCAAGAAAUGAUCUCAAUAAGGCACUGACCGAGGUUGGUAGGAAAGGUUAUAUAAUUUGCCAUUGUGGCAAUAUUAUGGGAAUUACGUCAAUAUUGGGCGAUUUCAGUAUCAUAGUAAACCACUGGCCUGUGGCCUUUAUUCACUUUUAAGAAUAAAAUAAUUCUACCUCAGAUGACGCUAAUGCUAACUGAUCAAAGAUAACACACAGUGGGUCCUGAUCAUUCCUGCCAGGAACUCCUUUGGAUGAGAGUGUCCAGUGAUAAUGGCAGAAAAAUCUGAUGAUUCCAAGGUCCACUAAUGAUCAUGUGUUCUACAAAUCUUGGCUUUUAAACAUCAUGUUUUGAAAGUAAAUAUUUUGUUGUUUUUCUAAAUGACUAAUAUCAGCAAUAGGUCAAAAUUAUUUGAUCAAAUUAUAAUAAAAAAAAUAAGCAAAAAUGUGCAUCUCUAGAUUUCAGUGUCAAACUGGUUAUAAAGCUUGUUGUGAAGUGUGAAAACCUUGCACAUUUGUUGAUUGAAAGUGGCUUUAUUUUCAGAAAAGCAACUUGAAAAAAGAACAUCACUGACAGUUAUUUAGCUGAUUUGCACAGAAAAUAAUAUUGAUUAAGCUGCACUGCAAUUAUUUGAUUAUACGUUUUGUUUUGGGGCUCAGAUAGGAAAAGCUUAAUAUGUUUGUAUAUUAAACCAAUAAACAGAUUAUAUUUUUGUAAUAAUUACUCUGAUUUUUUAAAAGUACAAAUGCUCUAAAACUAAUCCAUUCAUUUUUUUCUUUCAUUUUUGUUGAUUGCACAUCUGUGAACUGCUGUAAUGUGCCAAUAAAAGUGGAGUAGAACACAAAAACUCUUGCAUGCUAAUCUCAAACCACUUCAGUGAUUACAUUUUGAUUGUUAUCCUGUUGAUGUACAGGUUGAAAUCUGAGCAGCUUAGUGUUUGUACUAAAAACUACUGCCUCCAGGGUUGUUCCUACCAAUGAUUAUCUAUAGAAACAACAUUUAAAACCAAGGUGCCUGUGACUUACUGCUGAUCUAAAACUAGGGAUGCACCGAUAUUAAUUUUUUGGGCCAGUAUGCGAUACUAU